AUAGCUCAACAAGUUUCCACUGAAGUCCCUGUAGUUACUGAAUAAUAAGCCUUAGUAUGUAAUAAGUCUGGAAUUAAGAGGUUAAGAAAACAAAUUCACCCACUUCCGUUUUCACAUUUGGUACACAGAGUAGACUAUAAAAACUCUGCUGAAAAACAGAUGCUUAUUUCAUCUUGCAGGUUUGAGACUGCUGACUAUGAUGUAUAAGGUUCUGGGUUUGGUGGCCCUUUUGCUGGUCUGCUCUGUCCGAGCUGAGGAGCGCCGGCUGUCUGUCGGGGAGAAGUUGGAGAGAGCUAACAGAAACAUCGUUCGUGGUCCUAAUGAGCCAAGAGUUAUAGGAGACAUUGCUGUGGACGACACUGGAAGGAACGCUGAUCCCUGCACUGCUCUAGGCUGCAAGUGGCCCAAGUCCAGUGACGGAUUGGUCUACGUGCCAUACGUCAUUGCCAACCACUACUCCUCCCGUGAGCUGCAGGUCAUUCAGCGUGGUCUAGACUCUUUCUCCUAUGCCUCCUGCAUCCGUUUCAUACCACGCACCAAUCAGAGGGAUUACAUUUACAUUCAGUCUGAUAGUGGAUGCUACUCUUAUGUUGGUCGCCUUGGUUAUAGCCAGACUGUGUCUCUGGACCGCAGUGGCUGCAUCUACUAUGACACCGUCCAGCAUGAGCUGCUCCAUGCUCUGGGAUUCAACCACGAACAGACCCGCAGUGACCGUGACAACCACAUCCUCAUAGUCUGGGACAAUAUUAUUGAAGACAUGAAAUACAACUUCGACAAGAUCAACACUCUGAACCAGGGAACUCCCUACGACUACAACUCUGUCAUGCAGUACUUCAACACUGCUUUCACUAAGAAUGGUCUGCCCACCAUGAUUCCCAUCCCUGACAACAAUGUGGUCAUUGGCCAGGCAACUGAGAUGAGCCAAAAUGACAUCAUCAGACUGCAGAGACUCUACGAGUGCUGAACAGAAGAACUCCCUCUGUCCACCAGUCAGACACACCAGGAGAAUUCAAAUGGAAAACACACAUUUCAACUGCUGUGUAUAACUAAUCCACUAAUGGGAUUAUCAGCCUAUAUGUCUGUUUUAAUUUAUUGAUAAUGCCAUUAAAAACAAUCCUUCAAAUAAAUCUGCAACUAACAUUAAUAUCAA
Molecule: messenger RNA, 1150 nt
Organism: Colossoma macropomum (tambaqui)
Lineage: Eukaryota; Metazoa; Chordata; Actinopteri; Characiformes; Serrasalmidae
Product: low choriolytic enzyme-like
Exons: 10
Coding region: 197-964 (255 amino acids)
Biological process (GO): proteolysis
Molecular function (GO): metalloendopeptidase activity; zinc ion binding
Source: RefSeq, a predicted model, not a curated record